AUGGGAGCAGGACCGGGAGUGAGGACCGGGAACGGGACCGGGAGACCGGGAACGGGACCGGGAGUGAGGAUCAGGACCAGGAAUGGGAGCAGGACCGGGAACGGGACCGGGAGUGAGGACUGGGAACGGGACCGAGGACCGGGAACGGGACCGGGACCGGGAGUGAGGAGCAGGACCGUGAGUGGGACUGGGAGUGAGGACCGGGAGCGAGGAGCAGGACCGGGAGCGGGACCUGCCGCGGGCAGAGCGGGGUCUCCGGCAGUUAAGAGUCGCAAACCCAAAGGUGGCAAAGGAAAAAUCUCCAAAAAGAAAGCAAAGAAGGUGGUGAAGGAAGUGGAUAUCCUCAGCCCAGCUGCCAUGCUCAAUGCUUACUACAUCUGUCACAAUGCCCCUGCCUUCCUAGAGUUCCGGGGCUUUCCCUGGCCGGGCUCCACCAAAAAGAAAGGGAAGAAAAGAAAGUAACUGGGUGGCUGGAAAGCAAAGGACUCGGUGGAAACCAAGCUCCCCAGUGAAGAACACACUUUUUUGUGGAUUAAACUCAUACUGACCUCUCCAGUGGUUAGCUCAAAUAUUUUGCCAUAACCGCUGUUGUGUUCGUACAAAGACGCUCUUAUUAUAGCUCGAGCACAGAGUGACAAAUGAUCUUCACACCAUGCAGCCUUUCUCCCUGCUGAUGAGAGAACUGAGGUCUCUGGAGCCAGUAGCUGGAACCCUCCCUGUUCCUCAGGCAAACAUUUUGAGGCUUGAGGCUGCCUCGGAGCACUGCUGGUCCAGGUGAGUACCCAAAACAGAAGUUCAAAAAUAGGAAGCAGACUCCUAAAAUAACUUAUUACGCUUAUUACUGUCCAAGAAAACAAAUCUUGAAAUUACCUGGUGACUGCCUCAUUGCUUUCUAUACCAGGGUUUUUCACUGGUGCAAUUAUGAGUGUGAGCGGGCUCUGAGUGGUGAUGCCAAAGAAUUCUAAAAAAGGGUAAGCUCUGCAGUUAGUUACAGCAUCAUAACCCAGAAGGGCCAUACUGGAAACUCUGAGCUUGAGAUGGCUCUCAUGUCAGUGAACCUGAAAUCGAGGGAAAAGCUCUGGAUGUGUCUUUUUCAUGGAGGUACUGGAAAUCUGGGCAAGAUACUGAAUAUGUUAAAUAAUAAGCCUGGAGAACUGGAAUUCUAUGGGAAAGUGGUUCCUUCUCUCUCUAAUACCCAGUAAGGUUAAUCACAUAUUAUCUUCAGCCUCUUCACUCUGUUCCAUGUUGCUCUAUAACACUGGACAACUUUAGAUGCUUGUCAUAUUCUGUGUAGAAAACUGGCAAGAUCAGUGUACGCAAAACUUGACCAAACUGUGUUUGAACAGGAGUGAAAAUAAGCUGAAAAUAUCUGAGAAGGAAAUACUCCACAAAACCAAAGAACUAGGUGUAAGGAUCUAAAUUUAAGAGAACGGAUAUUCCAGUGAAAGACCGGGAAUCUGUACUUGCAGAGCCCUGACAGGCUCUGGGGAAUGCUGCAGGAAUCCACAAUCCUACCAGCAGCAGCUCUCCAGAAUGAUCACACCUGUGUGGAUUUUGGCAACUACACAAACUAGAACAGAGCUUUUCAUCACAGGAAUCCUCCCAAAACUCAGACUCAGCUUUGGUCUAAUCUGGCUCCGGAGAAGCUGUGGCAGCCAAAGCCCAAUCAAGGCUACUUAUAACACUCACUGCACUAUCAACAUUCUCCCUAGAGUAAUGAAAACCAGCCAGGCUCUUUAUGAGCUGCACAAAUCUGGUUUAUUGCACCUUACUGAACAAUCACUGUUGCAAAGACUCACAUUAGAGGAGAGCAAUGGAUCUAAUUUUUUUUAAUCCGAAAAAGAGGGAGAGAAGAAAAAGGCCAAGCAGCUGUGUCUAUAUUCUUCCCCCUUCAGUCUGCACCAGCGAUGUUUAAAAAUGCUCAGUUCUGUUAAACCAUCAGGGUGUUUUGUUUACAGCACAGUGGGUGAAUCAGUUAGUUUUCUCUUCUGUGGGCUUAAGAUAAGAAUAAAAACUCCCUAUGACAGAAAAAAGACUGAUCUGCUUUUUCUCCCCUGAUGAUACAAGAUGCCAAAGAGGCUGGGAUACCACCUCUUCCAUCGCUCGCGAGCACAGGCAGCCAAGAAGUGCCAACAGGCAGCAGAUGUUUUAACUCUGAGGCAGCUAGGACAUUUUGUGGCAAGCAGACCCUGAAGAGAACUGCUGCCAGGAACGUGUCUUCUGCUGCAUGACCACGUGCAGCUCCUUCAUCUCCAGCAUGCCAGAGAUCAGCCUUCACAUAUAAACCCAGGUAGGUAACAGAUUCUUGUUUAUUGUAAUGUCUGUUGUCAUAAAAUAAGCAAGAGUUAAUGUAUUCAGGAAGUCCUAAAGCUACACUUGUGUCUCCAAAACAUUUUUUGGAGACAUCUCCCUGCUGCCCGCAUUGGCAUAGCUGAGAGGAGCAAGGGGUUGGAUUGACCUGGCCUAUGAGACGUGCUAAAUACCCCAGCAAAUGCAUGUGCCUCAUCCCCUUAUGAAAAUGUAGUCUCUGUUUGUGGUCCCUAAAAGUCAAUAGGACUUUUUCACACUUGCAAACCUGGCUGUAAUGCAGCCACACUCCCACGGAAGAAGUCUUCACUGGAGCUAGGGCUUUUCACCUAGGGCUCUUAUUUGUGCAUGAACGCUAUCGUGGCACCUGAAAACACACAAAAUCUGUGACCCAAGGCUGGUGGCACUUUCAGGCCAGACCUGUCUGAGGCUGCUGCCCACAGCUCAAAAGCCACUUACAUUCCUGGUAAUGACCCACCCAUGCUACAGAGCAGGGCCAGUUAAUUGACCCAGGCACUCCCAUUCCCUUUAUGCUUUCCUGUGCAUCUUUUCCUAGGCAGUCCUUCCUUGUUACUCAUCUGUUUUCUUGUUUUGUCCCAGAAGUCACCAACCAAAGACACGGUGAUCUGCUAAUCCAGCCCGUACAUAGUCGCUGGACCUCUCUCCCACAGCCUCGCAGCACCAGAGCUGACACAUCCAGCUGGUAACUUGAUAACAUUGUCCUCACUUUAUCCCUUCCACAUUUUCUCUUCCCAGACAGAUCAUGUGGACGGGUCUCUCUGGGCCUGCCCCAUCACCAAAGCUCCCUUUCUCCACUGUGCAUUGUUCCUCCCCCUUCUUUCCCUGAAUGCUGGAUAUGAGAUGUCCUAACCAGCCCGUGCCAUUUCCAUGGGUGUGCAAGCCCUUCGGCUGGCCAAAGGUACAUUUGUAUUCGCAAUUAGUCUUCCCCCAACCCUUUUCACCUAGGAUUAUAGGUCUAUGACACACCACAGACUGGAUCUCCAUGAGAACCUGGGGAGACACCUGCUAGUGCUCAGUUUUUCAAAGAGAAAGAGUUGGUUGGUUCAUACUGGGAAAUGUUGCCUCUCUGAGGGACCUUUCUGGUACAUACCAAAUGAAUGUCCGUGCUGUUCCCUGCUGAGAGGCUUUGGUCUUGUGCGCCCUCUUCUCUUCACAUAACUAAGAGCACUUUGAGGGGGGGGUGGAAAAAAACCGAGCACAUGUGCCAGCCACAGCCCCAGCACACUCAACAAUCACUGACUCAUAAAUAUGCACUUUCACAAGCCCAUAGUUUGAUCUGCCCGUUCCAAACCAAUUAGCAACAUGUGGCCUUGAAAAUAUGCACCUCGAUGGGACCCCGAGACGUCAUGUCAUCCAUGUCAUGUCAUCCAUCGCUCUCCCUGAGGCAGGAGCAACUCUACCUUCAGCAUUCCUGAGUGGUAUUUUGUUUAACCUGUUCUUAAAACCUCCAGUGGAGGCGACUCUAGUCUCCCAAAGCUCUUCCACUAUUAUCAUAUCCUACCAUUAUGACAUUGGCCUGGUGGCUUAUUUAAAUCUCUGCUCCUGUGAUGUACCAGGAAGCGGCCUUCCUCCUGGGGAGAUUCUGGGUCACCAUGGGCUAUAGCAGGCCGGCCGGGUGGCACGGUCCCAGGUCUCGGUGCUUGUGGCGCUGCUCCAGAAGCGCUGCUUAGCACAAGGGAAUUCCACUGCUGUUAGUCUGCAUCAGCUGCCUCCACACGUCUGCCUGCGUUGGCAAAGCACUCUCCUGUCUUCAAGGAGCCCAAGCCCCAGCCAAAACACCUUCAUGGCUCUGCAGCAAAAGUUACAUUCGUCUCAGAAACUGGCAUAAGUCAUCGUUUGGCCUGGAUCCACAUUUCAUACCUCUGGGUGGCCAAUGACAGAAAUCCAAAGCAGCCAAACCUCAGGGUGAUUGAGUCUACAGGCUAAGAUGACAUUCACGCGAAAAGCAGAGGUGAUAUUUUCCCCACAAUGUGCCGUGAGGGUGUGCAUGUGGUAGCAAAGAUCCC
Molecule: messenger RNA, 4334 nt
Organism: Tyto alba (common barn owl)
Lineage: Eukaryota; Metazoa; Chordata; Aves; Strigiformes; Tytonidae
Gene: SMKR1
Product: small lysine rich protein 1
Exons: 4
Coding region: 1-462 (153 amino acids)
Source: RefSeq, a predicted model, not a curated record